Xenopus tropicalis (tropical clawed frog) is the source of this 7593-nucleotide messenger RNA. RefSeq names its product amyloid beta (A4) precursor protein-binding, family A, member 2 (gene apba2). Lineage: Eukaryota; Metazoa; Chordata; Amphibia; Anura; Pipidae. The transcript is spliced from 15 exons. The record is from RefSeq and is a predicted model, not a curated record. The coding region runs from base 317 to 2566 and encodes 749 amino acids.
UUUAGCCUAUGCAUGUUCCCAGGCGAGGAUUGGGGCUGGUCCAUGCUGCUUCCCGGGUUAAUUAGUAGUCUCAGCGUGUGGCUGGGAAGCAAGCACACAAAAGAGCUGCUUGCUGGCUGAGAAUCCUGAGCUUCCGCAGAUAAAGGGAGAGCAGAGCAAGACACUGCAGAACAGAUACAACUUGUUUUGGACAACAAAUUACUUUAUUGUUCCAAUCUUCAGGACUCAGCAUAAAGAUGAGAUGCCAGCCUUGUGCUUUGGGAAUUCAUAGUAUACAGUAUUUGUCAAGAAAUGAUGGUCAUGUAAGUUGCUGAAUAUGGCAAAUCGUAAAUGUCAGAGCACAACGGCCAGCAUAAUGGAUCAGAGACCGAGGUCUUGUCCUCCUUCUCCUCAUGCCAUGGACCCUGGAAGUGAAGAAUCUGUUUAUGAAGAAGUUAUAGUACCAGACUUUAACUCACGGAUUUCAAAGAGCAGACACAUGUCAAACACCCAAGAAGACCAUGACUGCAAUGACAACAGUGGUGAUGGGGACUCUAGUUCUGAUUAUGUGAAUAAUACCUCUGAUGAAGAAUAUGAUGAAGGACUUCCUGAUGAAGAGGAAGGAAUCACCUAUUAUAUACGUUAUUGUCCUGAAGAUGACAGUUAUCUUGAAGGCAUGGACUGCAAUGGAGAGGAGUAUAUUCACCAUGAAGAACACCAUAUAGAAACUGAUGAAUGUGUAGAAGCAGUAGAAGAUGAAUGGACAGAAUCCAAGACACAACAACAGCAUUGUAUUGAUAGAGACACAGAGGAAGAAAAUCAGAUGAUUACAUUAGGGCAGGAUAGCUCUUUAGAGGAACAUAACCAAGUUGAGGAAGCCCAUUUUAGUGAAAAUGAGGAGGGAUACCCGGACUACUACUCCCCAGAGGCCAAUGGAAACUCACUUCCUCCAUCUCCAUUUCCUAUAAGGAAAGGUGAUGGAAAUACAGAAGAACCAGAGGAGGACAUUGAUCAGAUUGUGGCUGAAAUAAAAAUGAGUAUGAGCAUGAGCAGCAUCAAUAGCACAACAGACACAAGUCCAGAGCAUAAUGUAACAGAAAAUGUUGCAAAAGAUAUUAAGGAAAUAUGUCAAAAAGUGGAUUCUGGGCAUUGUGCUAGCAGGCAUGAAGGAAGGCCAAAGUCAUUAAAUAUCCCCUCUGCUUCCAAACCUGCCACUGAACUGCAAAGGGGCUAUAAGGCAAAAUCUAGGACUCCAGAAGAAAGACAGAAGUGGGUGCCGGAACAGGUGUGUAACAGUGCAGAACAGCCAAGGAAACAGCAACGUUCUGACCUCAAUGGCCCUGUUGACAAUAACAAUGUUCAGGAGCAGACAAAGAAGGUGGCUUCAUUCCCAAGUUUUGUGGAUGUUCCUGGCCCUUGUGAGCCUGAAGACCUAAUUGAUGGAAUUAUCUUUGCUGCCAAUUUCUUGGGAUCCACACAGCUGUUGUCAGAACGCAACCCAUCCAAAAACAUCAGAAUGAUGCAGGCCCAAGAAGCUGUCAGCCGUGUUAAGAGGAUGCAAAAGGCUGCUAAAAUCAAGAAAAAAGCGAACUCUGAGGGAGAUUCACAGACAUUAACAGAAGUGGAUCUUUUCAUAUCAACGCAGAGGAUUAAAGUUUUAAAUGCAGAUACCCAGGAAACAAUGAUGGACCAUGCACUACGGACAAUCUCUUACAUUGCAGACAUUGGCAACAUUGUUGUUUUAAUGGCCCGUCGUCGCAUGCCUAGAUCAGCCUCCCAGGACUGCAUAGAAACAACUCCAGGAGCCCAGGAGGGAAAGAAGCAGUAUAAAAUGAUAUGCCAUGUAUUUGAAUCCGAGGAUGCACAGCUUAUUGCUCAGUCGAUUGGCCAGGCUUUCAGUGUAGCCUAUCAGGAAUUUUUACGAGCAAAUGGAAUUAAUCCAGAAGACCUCAGUCAAAAAGAAUACAGUGACAUCAUCAAUACCCAAGAAAUGUACAAUGAUGACCUCAUACAUUUUUCAAAUUCAGCAAACUGUAAAGAGCUGCAAGUGGAAAAGCUCAAAGGUGAAAUCUUAGGCGUGGUAAUAGUGGAGUCUGGAUGGGGAUCUAUUCUACCCACUGUCAUUCUGGCUAAUAUGAUGAAUGGAGGGCCAGCGGCACGUUCUGGAAAACUCAGUAUUGGAGAUCAGAUCAUGUCCAUCAAUGGGACGAGUUUAGUUGGUCUUCCUCUAGCAACUUGUCAAGGGAUUAUUAAGGGCCUUAAGAAUCAAACACAAUUAAAACUGAACAUAGUGAGUUGUCCACCUGUUACUACAGUCCUCAUUAAACGACCUGACCUUAAAUACCAGCUGGGAUUCAGUGUACAGAAUGGAAUAAUCUGCAGCCUCAUGAGGGGUGGAAUAGCAGAGAGAGGUGGAGUCAGAGUCGGACACAGAAUCAUUGAGAUCAAUGGACAAAGUGUUGUUGCUACUGCCCAUGAGAAAAUUGUCCAAGCACUAUCUAAUUCCGUGGGAGAGAUUCACAUGAAGACUAUGCCAGCAGCAAUGUUCAGGCUUCUUACUGGACAGGAAACACCACUCUACAUAUAAGAGGAAGCAGCCAUUACCAUCUGUAAAACAUUUGCAGGCAAGAUCAAUAAAUCUGCACUUCAAAGAGACACCGUGCAUAUAUAUAUUUUUUUUCAUUUCAAACAAGGAUGCAAGAAAUCUCCAUGGCCGAUUGAUACUGCCUUUCUCCCCCUUGCUUUUUGCCAAAGGCGACACCCAGUUCUGAGCAAAUUCAACAUUAACAAAGACAAUCUGUAAAUCGCUGAGUAAGACAGUUAAAACUCUUUACACAUCAUGACGAGUUAAAAUGAUAUUUAUUUGUAAUGUUAAGUAGUGUUAACGUGUAUGUGUAGUAUGUUAUAAUGGUGAGUGUGAGGGUGUGAGCCACGUGAUGAUGGAUUAACAAUGGACUUCACCAGAAAAAACAAAUCCACUUCAUAUCAACUUCGGAAACUGCCCUCUUAUGAUGGUUCCGUAAAACAAAGGCAUUGUGUACAUUCAAUAAUUUAUAAUGUUUUAUAUGAUCAUUAGCAAACUAAAAGAUAUUUAACCUUCUUGUUUUCAUGUAUUGCUGUAUGUAAUACCUUCAUGGACCACUAAAUUGCACACAGAAGAGCUACAUUUCAUUUUCUAUUCAUUUGUAUUGUACUUUCAAAGCAUUCAUACAUGACAUUCUUUGAGAUGUUAUCAAUAAAAGGUAUUACUACUUGCAACCUCUAAAAUAUCCUCUAGGACUCAGCAAUAAUUAGGGCUAUUUAAGGUAGCUAUGUAUUUGUAAAUUGAAAAAUGUCUAGGGCAGCAACUAGUGGCAGGAUCUAAGGAUCUAAUAUUUCACCUAUGUUAUAUUUUUUGGUUUAUAAUAGAGACAAACAAGAGGCAAACAUUUUCCAACCAUUGGCAAAACCACAUCAAAUAAGACCUCCUUUAGUCUAUUGCAGAAGACAGAUGGCUGCAUUUGGGGUAACACAUCGCUAUUAUCUUUUCUGAGACAGAGGGUACAGUUAAAUUAGUUUGCUUCAAUUACUUUUAAAAAUAUUUGUUGUUGUUUUUUUUUUUUUUAGAUGUUUUGGUCAUUUCUAACCAGUCUACAAAAGAAGACAAAUGGGGGAAGAGUAAAGGGAUGACUUCUUUUAGAUUGGCAUAUGUAAAAUAAGGGACAAGGAAGUAAGGGAUUCAAAGAUGCUUAGAAUCAUGUUAUUCUCUAGUCAGUUUUGCAGCUUUGUGUUGCUCUCUGUGUAAAAUAUUAGUUGUAGUGGAUUUUAGGGCUACAUCAUUCACUGUUAUCUGAGGGUUGUUCUGAUGUGUUUAGGAUUGUUCCAUUUAAGGCAGAUAACACUUCAAUCUAACAAAUGCAAAUAAAAAGAUAAUUAUGUUUUUUUGUGGAAGGGAGGAGAGGUGGAUACAGAAGUGGCAGUAAAGGACUUAACAUCUUAGAACCAGCUUUGUGCUGUCUCUGGAGCUCUUUCAGAAAUAUGUAAUGACUUUUUUAGAGAAAGGUUUAGCUAGAUUAUUUGGGAAGCUUGAAGCAAAAUACCAUAACUAAGGAGAUAAGAUGAGGGGUCUGCUGUGGAGAUGUUUUGUUGAAAUAUUCCAUUUCAAGCCCAUUUUUUCCUCAAGCACAAAAUAGCAGAAACCGCUUAUGCCAUUCUUAUGAAGGAAAAAUAUAUUUUUUUGCAUCAGAUGGUAUACAGCAAGCAAGAUUUCAUAUUUAAUGGUCUACACUUCAUUGCAGAAGGGGAAUAAACAUGAGUAGCUUCAAGAGAGUAGAUUUAGGAAAAUAAAUCUUUAUCGCUAUUCUGCUUCCUAAAACACUAAAAUGUAAAAAAGGAAAACACUGGCAAAUAUAAAAAGUCUAGAAUCCAUCUCUUGGCCUCGGUGUUCAUGCUGCAUCAUGGCCAAAGAAGGCAUCUUCUCCAGUAGAUCAUUUCUGAGACCUGUGCUUUGCUAGAAGAAAGUAGGUUAACUUUUGAAGCCCAGGUGAAGCUUUGACUAUGCAGAACAUAUGGCAGUACCUAAAAAACACAGUUUAAAGCAAAGUAAAUAUAAUGGUUUUCCACUUAAUGCACCACAUUCACACUCCAGCUUCCAUUGUGCUAUUGUUAUCAUUUAUUGAAGAACCCCCCCAAAAUAAUCAAAAUACCCAGGUGCAUUGCAUCUAAUACACGUGAGUGCCUGCAUUCUUUUAAAUAGUAUUUAAACAUUAGAUUAAUAGAUUGCAAACCUGAAUAUCAAACAUUAGAUUAAUAAAUACCAUACCUGUAUCUCAAAAUCUCAUUCACAUUCUAGUUACAAUUGAAAGCCCAAAUAUUGUCAUUCAACAAGCCACUAUUUGCUCUCGAAAGAAGAGAAAAUGUGAAAGUUUUUAACUGCGUUACCAUUACAAAAUAUGAACCAGCAUUUCACUGAAUCUAACUAUAAGGAUGUUUUAUCUAGUUCUAUAAGCUUUAAAGGAGUAGGAAAGGUAAACACUAGGUAAGCUUUACCAUAAAGGUCUAUUUAAAUACAGAUGUACACAGUCACAAAACUACUGCUCUUCUGUGAAAAGAAACACAACAUAUCUUUCCUUCUGUUUACAUGGUUCUCUGUAUCAGACUUCCUUCUCUCCUUUCAGGGCACAGGCUUGAGGCUGCCCAACUUGGUCUUCUCUUCUCUUCCCCCCCUCCCUGCUGUAAUCUGAGCUGAAAGCUGUUCCAGGCAACAGCCUGCAGGCAGGGAACUGAUGUCAGACCAAGCUAAAAUGGCAGCUGCUAUCUUAUGCAAACAGAGAGAUCUUCUAGGACUGUUUGCUUGGCUAUGGUAUAGCCUUCUACACAAUAAAUAUAGCGUUCUAGCUUGCACUAUCGUGGCUAAUCUAUUGGCAAUAAACUGUCUCAGUAGCUUUCUUUCUCCUUUAAAGUUAGGUGCCUAAAGCCAAAGGCUGUUCAAAGACUAAUGGUCCAUUCUGCUACAUGAACUGCUGUGAAAAGCAAAGGUAGUGGAAGUGGAAAAUAUUUUACUAUAAAGUAAGUGACUAAAUCUACUGAAUAACAAUAUAAGACUCUUCUUGUACACUGUCCAUAACCACACUGUUCUACACUUUCCACAGUUUAUCAUUUAAAUUAUGGUAUACAGAGGUUUUAUUUGCAUUUUCAUGAUGUAGCUACUGCCUAUUCUUUUGAUUAUGCAUAUGCAGUUUUACAUGUUUCUUUUUAAAACUGACAUUGAUUCAUGGCUUACAUAGAAUGUAAAUCCUUGCUGUUGAUAGCAAAGUAGGGCAGGUUUAGCUUCUGAGCCAUUUCACGUGGUUAACAACCCUUAAGACAAACUAUGUUGAGCUGUUCUAUUAUCUAUGAGAACAUCUAAGCAGACAACAAUAUGGUAUUUUGCACUUAUAUUUAGCAAAAACACAGAGCGCAGUGCUCUUUGUACAUUAUAAGCCAUACCUGUUAUAGAACAAAAUUCAAAAUAAUCACCUAGCUUUGAAUGAGGUCUAUUUUUAUUUUAACAAACUUGAAAAAGGAAUUCCUUCAGUGUAAAAGAGAAAAUAUGGAAUUACUUCCCACAACUAAACCGCGUGCUAGCAAUAUUUCUGAUUUACAAAUAUGUAUUGUGGUUGUAACACUUAUCUCCACAGUAAAGUAAUUGUCUAACAAAUCUCUUGAUUUUGAUUUGAGUAUAACUGUUUCUCAAAUAUUUAAAGGGGGUAUAAACAGAAAAGUAAAUUGUUGCCUUUUAAACAAUAUACUUGUAAACAGUUUUGCAGUGUACAUUGUGAAUAUUUUUUUUAGUAAUUUGUAAAUUGAAUGCAAUAUUUGUCCCUUUCUGUACCUCUGGUUAUGAUUCUGUAGUGUUAAUUUACAGAUGGCAGGGUAGGGUGCUGAGAGCAAACAAUGCUGCUGUCAUGGUUUUUGUACUUUGCACCCCUCCCCACCAUCAAUACCUCCAAAAUGGAGCCCAUUGACCUUCAUUUAAUAUAUGAAUACAGUUCUCCCUGCAUUCAGCUGUGCAGUAUUCAUUAGGAGCAGGUUGAGAAAGCACUUAGGCAUACUCUCUCCCUCCCUUUACCAUCCCUUAACUUUUGUGCUAUGCAUCCAGAGUGAAGUGCAGAGAGCCCCAGAGGCAAGAGUGUAUAUAGCAGCAGUCAAUUCUCCUCCAGCCAAGACUCCAUUUCCCACCUGCAUAUACUGUUGGCCUUGCAUGGGGAGAGACUGAUUUCAGUAGUAACUACAUUCACAAUCAAAAUCUUCAAAACCAAAUUUCUUGUUAGGAUCGUUUAUUAAAAAAUACUUUUAAUAAUAUUUUUGUUCAUUAUAAAUAUUUUGGGGGGGGGGGGUUCUGCAUAUGUAAAGCCAUAGAUUUUACUAACAUCAUUGAAAAAACUAGCGCAUGAUAGAACUAAAUAACGGUUAGAACCCUGUACAGUGUUAAACCUCGAAAUAUUUUUGAGAUCAUAUAUAAUCAUCUUUCACGUGAAAGUGUUAUGUUAUCUAAACACACUUCAAAUACAGUGGAGCUCAUUUAUCAAUUUGUACCUGCGCAGUAAUUCCUGGUAAGUUGGUAACCAAUCAAAAUUUCUGGUUACAUUGUUCUACCUGCAGCUUGUUGAAAAAUACCUAAUUGUUGAUAGGUUGGGUUAAUAAAUGAGCAGUGAGUGAAUCAUGAGACACAAGCUUUUUCUUGCUAACUAUCCAAACCUAACAGGAACAAGAAGAUAUUUAUGUAAUAAUAUAUGUAAAAAUAAAUCACAUAUACAGGCAGGAAUUUCAUUAUUAGCAUUGUCAUAUGAACUGUGUAUGUGGGAUUUGUACCAAUACAAAACAACAGAUAUUAUAUAAGGAAUAUUAGACUUUCAGAAAAUACCUUUUCUCAUCAAGUUACAGGUCAGAAAUAAUUUCCGAAGUAGCUGUUCAGGGGAGACAGGUCAAUGCAUAACCAGGGAACACAUGGAAAUGGUUUUGCUGGCUCUGUGGUUUCGUCAGGUUGGUGGCACACCAUAACCAUAAUCAGUGUUAGAAUUUCAUAGAAAGAAACCACUACAUUGUGACAUUGUGUUCCAUUAAAAAAAAAUAAAUGUUGAUUAAUGUCUUGAA